Molecule: messenger RNA, 498 nt
Organism: Aspergillus niger
Lineage: Eukaryota; Fungi; Ascomycota; Eurotiomycetes; Eurotiales; Aspergillaceae
Exons: 3
Coding region: 1-498 (165 amino acids)
Source: RefSeq, a predicted model, not a curated record
AUGAUAAAUGAAUGGGCUGGUGGUUGGGGUGGUUCCUUGCAGGAUAUUGAUUGUGAUAGUCCGUACAAUAUCACUACCUUUCUACCACUUGCUUACACACAUUUUACACAUACAUCAGUAGUUACUGUACAUGUGGACCACGUGUUCAAGAAAGUAGCGUUCGGAUGCGGUGAACUAGAUCAUGAGCGCAAGAUACUCUCCGAGCCAACCACAGUCUCAUCAAUCCAGGAUAUCCUGGCUGUUGCCACGGAGCAAAGCCAACUGGUGAUUAGAAAGUUGCUGGUUGGUAAUGGGCGAUACUGGUACUGUCUGGUCAGACAAAGGCAAGGAGGUUAUUACAGUAGUCUAGUAGUGAAAAACGUAGCUGGCGAUGGGAGAUCUACUUACUACGGAGUUAGUACUUACCAGGCGGAUCCUGAACUAGUGGCCUCGCUUAAAAAUGCAAGAUGGGAGAGAUGUAUCACACUCGGAUCGAGAAAACUGGAAGAUGUGACUUAA